AAAAUUAUGAAUUUAUUUUCUAUGAGAGAUGUAAGGGCUAUUCAUAGCAUCCCCUUAGUGUUCAUGAGCAGGAGGAUUCUAUGAGAGAUGUAAGGGCUGGUGGCUGUUUGUUUUGUAAUUUGGAUGAAUGUGUUGACCAUGUGUUGGGGCAAUGUCCAAGGGCCUCGGAGGUUUGGAGGUGUGGGGGCUUUUCUCUUACUAACCCAACUACUUUUCUAGAUAUUUUUCAUACAGGUGUCCAAUUCUCAAGGACGUGAUAAGGCGGCUUGCAUGGCUACACACGCAUGGAAGCUUUGGUGUGCUCGAAUCGAUGCGCUAUGGAAUAAUAAUUUCAUGUCCCCUGCACAAAUCAAUGUGGCUGCUUCGUCAUACUUGGCUGAGUUCAAAACAGCGUCAACUGCCAGCUCUGAUGCCCAUCAUUCAGUUCAUUCCUGUCCUUGUCCUACAGCAGGGUCGACUUUACAUGUGUCGGAUCAUGCUUCUUGGCUGGCUUUUGUUGAUGUAGCAGUAUUUUCCUCAUCCGAUUUUGAUGGUUAUGGCGUGCUCUUUGAGGAUAGUGAAGGCAAUUACAACAAGGCUGUGUCGGAUUUCCAAGAAGGUGGUGGCAACUCAUCCAUUGCUGAAGCUCUUGCCCUCAGACUGUGGGACCAUCUUAGCACAGAGUUCUGACAUUAAAGUUAAGUGGAUAAAACCGACAGAGGAAUUUGGGACUAAUUUACUAGCUAGAGCUUCUAUUCGUUUUGUUCGUAUUUGAGAGUCUGUUCUCAAUUUAUUAUUGGCCUAUUAUUCUCGAAGAUAAUACAACUUAGUAUUUUCCUUUUUAAAAAAA
Messenger RNA from Jatropha curcas, 829 nucleotides. RefSeq lists its product as uncharacterized. The record is from RefSeq and is a predicted model, not a curated record. NCBI's taxonomy places the organism in Eukaryota, Viridiplantae, Streptophyta, Magnoliopsida, Malpighiales, Euphorbiaceae.